Messenger RNA from Microtus oregoni (creeping vole), 1802 nucleotides. Its product is annotated as DNA damage-binding protein 2-like. Gene Ontology annotation, biological process: response to UV; DNA repair. Gene Ontology annotation, molecular function: damaged DNA binding; protein binding. Lineage: Eukaryota; Metazoa; Chordata; Mammalia; Rodentia; Cricetidae. The record is from RefSeq and is a predicted model, not a curated record. Gene Ontology annotation, cellular component: Cul4-RING E3 ubiquitin ligase complex; nucleus.
UUUACCAUUGCGCCUGAUAUCUCUUCACGGAGUACGCCAUGGUUCCCAAGAAAAGCGCAGGAACCCAGAAGUCCCUCGACGUUGCGCGGCUCCUCAAGAGCAAAAGCCUCAGAAGUCUUCAGGAGCUGGAGCCCGAAGCCAAGAAGCUGUGUGCGCAGAGUCUCUUAUCCAGCAGGAAAUGUGAGUCAUGCUGCCUUUUGCCAGAGUUGCCUGGCCUACAGACCCCGCCACGGAGUAGCAGCAUCAUCAGGGAUCUUUACCAGCAGAAGUUAGGCAAAGUCACUUGGUCAUCACUACCGCAGGGUCUCCAAAAGUCCUUUUUGCACUCUCUGGCUUCUUACCGGGUAUUCCAAAAAGCUGCCCCCUUUGACAGAAGGACUACAUCGUUGGCAUGGCACCUGACUCAUCCCAGUACCGUGGCUGUGGGCUCCAAAGGGGGGGGGGAUAUCAUGAUCUGGAACUUUGGCAUAAAGGACAAACCUAUCUUCAUUAAAGGGAUGGGAGCUGGAGGAAGCAUCACUGGGCUGAAGUUUAGCCAUCUCAAUUCGAACCAAUUUUUUGCUUCCUCAAUGGAGGGAACAACCAGGCUGCAGGAUUUUACAGGCUACACUCUGUAAGUUUAUACCAGGUCAAACUGUUGCAAGGUCUGGUUUUGCAGCCUUGAUGUUUCUGCCAAGAGCCGAGUGGUGGUCACAGGAGACAAUAUGGGACACGUGAUCCUGCUGAACACAGAUGGCAAGGAGCUUUGGAAUCUCAGAAUGCACAAAAAGAAAGUAGCCCACGUGGCCCUGAAUCCCUGCUGUGAUUGGCUUCUUGCCACAGCCUCCAUAGAUCAAACAGUGAAAAUCUGGGACCUGCGUCAAAAUAAAGGGAAAACCAGCUUCCUCUAUUCACUGCCUCACAGGCAUCCCGUCAAUGCAGCCUGUUUUAGCCUGGAUGGAGCCCGGCUCCUGACUACUGACCAGAACAAUGAGAUUCGGGUUUACUCUGCCUCCCAGUGGGACAGCCCCCUGAGCCUGAUCUCCCACCCACAUCGUCAUUUUCAGCACCUUACACCCAUCAAGGCAUCCUGGCAUCCGAGGCACAACCUCAUCGUUGUGGGCGGAUACUCAGACCCUAAUUUCAAAAGUUGUGUUCCCUAUGAACUAAGGACAAUAGAUGUGUUUGAUGGAGACUCAGGGAAGAUGAUGUGUCAGCUCUAUGAUCCAGGAUAUUCUGGUAUCACUUCGCUCAAUGAGUUCAAUCCUAUGGGGGACACACUGGCCACUGCCAUGGGUUAUCAUAUUCUCAUUUGGAACCAAGAGGAAGCCAGGUCACAUGAAUAUCACAAAAGACAAUGAAGAGGGCAUGAGACAGCAACACCUGGACCCCACACGUGGGAAGAAGUUCUGUGAGAAGAGGCAACUGUUUGUUAAGGGACCAGACGUACCCAGGGUUGGAGUAGGGACACUUGUGACGUGGGAUACUGUGGGACUAAGAUAUUGCCAUGUUACUGCUCUAGAUUUUGCUCCAGAAAACGGAGCAGAGGUCCUGCGCUAAGGGUCCCUGCUGUCUUUAGACUGGAGCUAAGUUUAUCCUAGAGCCAAGGUACUUUUCUUUUUCCUGAUGUGUGGUAGCAGAAUAACCAGGGAAUUUCUUAAAAUUUAUGUUCAGUCUUUACAUGGCCAAUAAAAGCAUUUCCUUUGGGAAAAAAAAAAAAAACAAAACAGCCUCAGAAGUGCACGUGGCAAGAUGGAUCCAUCAGACACCCAAAGCCUUUAGAAAACAGAAUCCCUUUAUUCCAAGGACUCAAAUUCCACCAC